AUGCAUUCGUUUCUUGGACGGGGAAAGACCCUCCAGUUCGCUUUGACGGUAUGCUGCUUAAUGGCCUUUGUGCUGUUUGGCUACGACCAGGGUGUUUUUGGUGGAAUCCUAGAGAAUAAAGAUUGGUUGGACCAGUUCAAUCAUCCUUCUGAUUCGAAGACAGGUAUUGUUGUUAGCUGCUAUAACCUCGGAUGUUUUGCCGGAUGUGUCGUAAACUACAUGAUAGGGGAAAUGCUCGGCAGACGUCGAAGCAUAUGGUUUGCUAUGGCCUUCGUGAUUGUCGGAGCGACGCUUCAAACUUCAGCCUUUACAGUACCUCACCUUAUCAUCGGUCGAUUAAUAACAGGCGUGGGUACUGGAAUCAAGACAUCGACUGUGCCCAUGUACCAAUCCGAGCUCUGCGAUCAGCGAUCUCGUGGUCGUCUUGUUUCAGCAGAAGUGCUGUUUGUCGGUAUAGGUAUCGUGAUUGCAUACUGGUUCGACUUCGGUAUGUCAUACGUUGGAGGCCCCAUUGCCUGGCGCCUACCUAUAGCCGCACAAAUAAUUUUCGCUCUCGUCGUUGUGAUAUUGGUCAUCGGGCUCCCAGAAUCCCCACGAUGGCUAUAUAAGCAUGGAAAAUACGAAGAGGCGAUGGAAACCCUUUGCAAAGUAUAUGAUAAAGAGUCUACCGAUGUUUAUAUCCUAGCAGAACGGGACGCUAUUAUCUCUGCCCUUGGGCCCGAGUUGGAAAAUACGGAAAGCAACAGCCUUCUAGCCUUGUUCAAGGAAGACAACGUGAAAACAAGAUACCGUGUGCUCCUUGCUUGGUGGGUUAUGUUUAUGAAUCAGGCCGGUGGGAUUAACCUCGUUGUUUAUUAUGCACCAUCGGUUCUUGUUCAAAACAUUGGAAUGACACCAAAACUUGCUCAAAUUCUCGCUGGAUUCAUCAAUUUAAUGUUCGCCCUCGGUUCGAUCAUACCCACACUUACAUUGGACCGCAUGGGUCGACGAAGAACGAUGAUAUGGGGAUGCGCCGGUCUGAGCAUUUCCAUGCUGAUGGUUGCUGUUCUCCUAUCUCGUUCUGACGCCCCGAAUGGACAUGCUUGCGCUAUUGGUGCCAUUGCAUUCCUUUUCAUCUACAUGCUUAUCUUUGGAAUGACUGCCAACUGCGUUCCGUGGGCACGCACGCGUGGCACGGCAAUCGGUGUUGGUUCGAACUGGCUGUGGAACUUUACGGUCGUCAUGAUCACUCCCGUUAUCAUUAACAGGCUACACUGGAAAGCAUAUCUUGUCUUCAUGGCCACGAAUGCAGCCUUCGUGCCUGCUUUCUACUUCUUCUUCCCCGAAACCAGCAAUUUGCGACUUGAGGAAAUUGACCUUAUUUUCACGCGUCCUGGUAAUCCCGUGCAGAAUGCUCGGGAGAUGGCAAUGGAGAUAAAGAGAUUUGGUCACAUUGCGGAGAAUACAGGGAGUGGAUUAGAACCUGCCAUGGUACUCAAGGAGGAAAGCGACGAGCAAUGCGAACAUGCUUAG
This is a messenger RNA of Penicillium vulpinum, 1512 nucleotides long. RefSeq names its product putative MFS sugar transporter. The transcript has 5 exons. Gene Ontology annotation, cellular component: membrane. Gene Ontology annotation, biological process: carbohydrate transport; transmembrane transport. The record is from RefSeq and is a predicted model, not a curated record. The coding region runs from base 1 to 1512 and encodes 503 amino acids. NCBI's taxonomy places the organism in Eukaryota, Fungi, Ascomycota, Eurotiomycetes, Eurotiales, Aspergillaceae. Gene Ontology annotation, molecular function: carbohydrate:proton symporter activity.